AUGAAAAACGGAAACGGCGUCGAAAUUUUGGGUGACGGCUCUCGUUACGAAGAACAAUGGGCAGGAGACCAAAAAAAUGGAAAAGGAGUUUGGAAUUCAUCUAGCGGUGAGAAACCUGAGGGAGAUUUUAAAGGUGAUGAAACGGACGGAAAAGGCGUUUGGAUCUCAGUGAAAGGUGAUCGAUUCGAGGGAGAAUUCAAAGCUGACAAGAAAAAUGGAAAAGGUAUCUGGCAUUCUGUUGACGGUGAACAUUUCGAGGGAGAGUAUAAAGAUGGCAAGAAAAGUGGAGAAGGUGCUUGUAAAAACAAAGAUGGUGAUACGUAUCAGGGACAUUUUAACGAUGACACGAAGCACGGAACAGGUGUGUGGGCUGGGAAGGAUAGUAGUCGGCACAAGGGGCAAUUUAAGAAUAACGAAAAGAAUGGAAAAGGCAUUUUUAUCUCGGUAUCAGGCGAACGGUAUGAGGGGGAUUUCAACGAAGGGAAAGAAUUAAAAAAAGGCAUUUGGAUUUCUACGAAAAGCGAUCGUUAUGAGGGCGAAUUGAAUAAUUUUAAGAAACAUGGAAAAGGCGUUUUGUUUUCAGCAGACGGCGAACGUUAUGAGGGAGAAUUCCAAGAUGAUUAG
Didymodactylos carnosus is the source of this 624-nucleotide messenger RNA. The record is from the annotation of a GenBank genome assembly. NCBI's taxonomy places the organism in Eukaryota, Metazoa, Rotifera, Eurotatoria, Philodinida, Philodinidae.